CUCCUCCUCCCGCGCCGGAAUGGUACGUUCCGGUCCGCCUGGCCCGGCUGCAGUGGAUGUUGCUAGAACCCACGCGGAGGAAGGAAGAGACGCAGGCAGGCUGCGGUGACCCAAGCGGCCGCCCCUGCCUCAGGGACCCCUUCCAGGAGACACGGCACCAUGACCCAAGGAAAGAUCUCCGUGGCUAACAAGGCCCCCGGGACAGAGGGGCAGCAGCAGGCCAAUGGUGAGAAGAAGGAGACUCCAGCAGUGCCCUCAGCCCCGCCCUCCUAUGAGGAGGCCACCUCUGGGGAGGGGCUAAAGGCAGGGGCCUUCCCCCCAGCCCCUUCGGCUGUGCCUCUCCAUCCCAGCUGGGCCUAUGUGGACCCGAGCAGCUCCAGUUAUGAGAACGGUUUCCCCGCUGGAGACCAUGAGCUCUUCACCACCUUCAGUUGGGAUGACCAGAAAGUUCGCCGAGUCUUCAUCAGAAAGGUCUAUACAAUCCUGCUGAUCCAGCUGCUGGUGACCUUGGGCGUCGUGGCUCUUUUUACGUUCUGUGACCCCGUAAAGGACUAUGUCCAGGCCAACCCAGGAUGGUACUGGGCAUCCUACGCUGUAUUCUUUGCGACCUAUCUGACCCUGGCCUGCUGUUCUGGACCUAGGAGGCAUUUCCCAUGGAACCUGAUUCUCCUGACCAUCUUCACCCUGUCUAUGGCCUACCUCACUGGGAUGUUGUCCAGCUACUACAACACCACGUCUGUGCUGCUGUGCCUGGGUAUCACGGCUCUCGUCUGCCUCUCAGUCACCGUCUUCAGCUUCCAGACUAAGUUCGACUUCACCUCCUGCCAGGGCGUGAUCUUUGUGCUGCUCAUGACUCUAUUCUUCAGCGGACUCAUCCUGGCCAUCCUCCUGCCCUUGCAAUAUGUGCCCUGGCUGCACGCAGUGUAUGCCGUGCUGGGAGCGGGAGUGUUUACGUUGUUCCUGGCAUUUGACACCCAGUUGCUGAUGGGUAACCGACGCCACUCGCUGAGCCCUGAGGAGUAUAUUUUUGGAGCCCUCAACAUUUACCUAGACAUCAUCUACAUCUUCACCUUCUUCCUGCAGCUUUUUGGCACCAACCGGGAAUGAGGAGCCCUUCCUUCCUUCCAAGAAUGUCCCCUUGCUGGUACCCUCCCUGUACUCCUGCAAGCCCAGAUAUAAAACUAGCUGCCAGCCCAUCCUUUGGCCUCCCCUCAGCCCGAUGCCCACCCUCACCCUCUGCAGCUUGUGUCCAAGUAUUAGGGGCCCUGUGGAACUGAGGUCACAUUCCCCCUUCUGUGCUGCCCCUUCCCCCCCCUUACAUCUCUCAAAGUGGACAGUCAAGGCUGGAGCCUCCCCUGGGUUUGAGGACCCAAGGGACGAGUGGGAAGAGCCCAGCAGGAUUCCAGAUGUGGGAAAGAGACCCCAGGAAGCCUAGCUGAGGCCUGCACCCCACGGAGGUUCCUCCUAAGGCUGCCACAGCUGUGUGACCUUGGGACACACUGUCCUGUGUCCAAUCCACCCCUCUGUUCUUUCCUUCCAGAUCAGGCACCGACACUUGUAAGGGGUGGGAGGAAGCUGGGCGAGGAGGUGGGGCUGCCCUGCAGGUGGGGGGAUGUCGGUGGACCAAAUGGUUGUCCCAGGCUGCCCAUCCUCGCAGCUUUGAGACUGGCAGCACGUUCUAGGCACUUGAGCCCUGGGGUGCAUGGAAGGGGGACAGGAAGCCAGUACCCUCUGCCCCUGCCUUGGUUUACCCUCCGGAGUCAUGACAGAGCACUGUUGGGGCAGGAGGUGGGGACAGGGGGCCCUGCUCCUACAUGGGGACCUGUCCUGGGGCUGUAAGGGAGGUGGAGCAGGCAGCCCUCUGGGAGGCGCGGGCUCUGUAGUGGCACCAGUUCACCCAGACCUGCAUCUCCCUGGGGGGCAUUUGAGGUUGGCAGGACUGACCUCUCACCCUCUUCUCUGGACCCCUGGGUUGUGCCUCACCCUAGGCCUGAGGCUGAGUGGAGUGCCUGGGCCCUAGAGGAUUGGAUGCCCCGACAGAGGGAGGGUUGUACUAGCUGCUGAACCAGCCCCACUGGGAGGGAAUCCUGCCCUGCCCUGAGGCCUCUCUGCACUUCUUCCCUAAACUCUCCCCCAUCUGCGGCGGCUGCCAUGUGCUGGCUGAUCCCCAAGCCAGGCCUCCUAAGGCCUCAGUUGGCAGUGCCCAUGUCCCUCCCCCUGGCUUCUCUGGCCACUCAGCCCAGAAUCCUAAGCUCCCUUCCAUUCCUUAUCUCCUUAUCUCUCCAAUUUGGAAGCUGUUCAGCUGAUGCUAACAGCCAGAGCUGGUCCCUCCAGCUGGUCCCAUGCGAUGAGGUCGGGUCUCCUUAUCAGCCUCCAGGCAGCUGAGAGCUGAGACUUGGGCAGGGUGUGCGUCAGCCACCCAGCCCCCUGCAGGCCCUGCUGGGAAGGGGACGAGGGGGCCACACCUGGGGGAAGUGUGUCCCCGGCACCUCGCAGCCAGCUCUGGGCCAGUGGAAAGUUACUGGGUGGGGUCAGCGAGGUCAGAUACCUGGGCCUUCCCUUGGCCUCUCCCUCCAGGGCUCAACUCUCUCCUCUGUGCCGGGAGUUCUUUUGCCCUUGGAGAGAAUGACUAGGUACGUUACCAAUCUGUUUUUGACUCUUCCUUCUCCACCCUUCCUGUUUUCAGCUUUCAAGAAAUAUUGCAGAAGUAUUUGAAAUUUUGUUUCACCUUGGGCAUUUGAGGAAAGAGGGAAACAAGAACAGAUGGCGGUGUUUGUGUAUAAGACAAAGGCAACGGGAGUGUGGCUAGAUGCCUACUGUGUGCUGGUCUAAAUUAAUCCAUUAAAGCAAUCCUAUAAAGGGAGAAGUCCGCACAUGCCGAUCGCAGAGGGAAAAGCUGAGGUGAUUGAGAGGAUCGGUAACAAGACAAAGGGCAUAUAGCGAACCUCUUGGGUUGGGGCUGGAAUGAGAGCGGGUGGUCAGGCCAGACAUCUCCUGAUGUCUCUGGAGAUCUGUUGGCCUCGGUGCCACCCCUCACCACCCCCCUGCCCCCUACUACCACCACCAAAUUUUGUUCUCUGUCGUUUCCACCUUCUAGACACAAGCUGGGGGCAUUCUGGUGUCUGAUUCCCAGCCUCACUGCUGACAGGCUCGUGGUAGUAAGUUGUGAGUCGUUACCUAUCAGCGAGAUGGAAGACCGAGCCCUGGGCAGUGCAGGGAGAGGCGCCAAAACGCUUUCCACUGACUUCCUGAUCCAGUUGCCACCUUUCCUCCAAGGUCCUUUCGCUUCCUCUCCUAAUCUCUGGUCCCACUUCCAAAGGGCUCACUCAGCCUGGGCCUUGGUCAUGCUUCCCAGAAUCCUCUUGUCCAAGUCCUCCUCUUCCUAGGACAGUUUAUGCAGAAAUAGGACUGAGAAGCUUAUCCAAGGCCGAGCUCUGAAAGCGUGGUGGGGGGGAGGUAAGCCCUCAGCAGCAAACAGCAGGACCGGGCAACUUGGCUUUCUCCAGGCGGGGAGAGGGUGCUGCUGAGUCUCCCGCUCUGGGUCCUGUGAGGGAUCCAGGACCCGCUGAGCCGGCCGCAGAGCCCGGGCUGGGGGCCCUGCGUCCUGCUGCACUGAGGCCGGGAGGAGCCCCAGGAACACCUGGCUGGGCCUUCAAGGAGGAAGGGCUGAGGAACAGGAAUGCAGGAUUAGGAGAAACCGAGAAGCCAGAGCUGAGCAGGUGCCACAAUCGGCAGGGGGGAGGAGAAGCUGCAGGGCCCCUCGCAUUUUUGGCAGGGGUGGGGCUGGGCCCGGGAAAGGGUGGCUUGGAUUUUAUAGAGCUCCAGGCAGCCAGGAAUCUGACCAUCUGCGAUGUGAGGUCGGAGGUUUCCUGCCAAGAGGAAGACAGAUCAAGAGAUCUUCUCCUGGGAUUGCAGCUGGGGUCCCGGGAGGCAC
Molecule: messenger RNA, 3934 nt
Organism: Ailuropoda melanoleuca (giant panda)
Lineage: Eukaryota; Metazoa; Chordata; Mammalia; Carnivora; Ursidae
Gene: FAIM2
Product: Fas apoptotic inhibitory molecule 2
Exons: 12
Coding region: 160-1107 (315 amino acids)
Biological process (GO): negative regulation of apoptotic signaling pathway
Cellular component (GO): endoplasmic reticulum; membrane; Golgi apparatus
Source: RefSeq, a predicted model, not a curated record